AAGCUUCUGCAUUAUUUGUCACAGAGAGAGAGGGAGAGAGGGAGAGUCUCUGUCGUUUUGGGCAGUAAAAAUACCAAAUCCCUUUCUUCAAUCUUCCAUAUUUGUUGCAAAGUGUACAUGUCGUUUUGGUCAAUAAAAAACCAGACAAGGAGAAGGAAGAACACAGCGGAAGUUCGAUGUCGGCGGCGAGACGUCGAGGUUCAGAAGCCUUAUUUAUUCAGCGAUGCCAAAUGAAAAUAAUGGGUAUGAUUCUUCUAUCUCCAAUCACUUCAUCACUCUCGUCUACCAACCACUACAACUCCAUUUCUUCUUUUACCAGUAGCAGUAGCAGUAGAAGUAGAUAUAAACAUAAAAAUGAUGAUGCUUCUUCUUCUUUUAGAAAGUUUGAUGAUGCCCGUGCUUCUUUCAAUCACAUGGUUCAUAGGAAACCCCUGCCUUGUAUCAUCCAAUUCAACAAAUUAUUGUCUGCAAUUGUCAGAAUGAGACAGUACUACGAUGUUGUGAUUGCCCUUUACAAACAAAUAGAAUUAGCUGGGCUCUCUCCUAAUACUUGUACGCUUAAUAUCCUGAUCAAUUGCUUCUGCCUGAUGCAACAUGUUGAUCUGGGGUUCUCUGUCUUGGCCAAAGUCAUUAAACUUGGUCUCCAACCCACUAUUAUCACCUUUACCACCUUAAUCAAUGGGCUCUGUAAAGCGGGUGAAUUUGCCCAAGCCCUGGAAUUAUUUGAUGACAUGGUAGCAAGAGGGUGUCAACCUGAUGUCUACACUUAUACUACGAUUAUAAAUGGCUUAUGUAAGAAUGGGGAAACUGCGGCGGCUGCUGGAUUGAUUAAGAAAAUGGGAGAGGCGGGCUGUAAGCCGGAUGUGGUGACAUACAGUACACUCAUUGACAGUCUUUGCAAAGAUAGGCUGGUGAAUGAGGCUUUGGAUAUCUUCUCUUACAUGAAGGCUAAAGGCAUUUCCCCAACAGUUGUCAGUUACACCUCUUUAAUCCAGGGCUUAUGCAGUUUCAGCAGAUGGAAGGAGGCUUCGGCAAUGCUAAAUGAAAUGACGAGUUUGAAUAUCAUGCCAGAUAUUGUCACCUUCAGCCUAUUGAUUGAUGUAUUUUGUAAAGAAGGCAAUAUGUUAGAGGCUCAAGGUGUGUUAAAAACAAUGACUGAAAUGGGCGUGGAGCCUAACGUUAUUACUUACAAUUCAUUGAUGCAUGGAUAUUCCUUGCAGAUGGAAGUUGUUGAAGCUAGGAAGCUGUUUGAUGUCAUGAUAACCAGGGGUUGCAAACCAGAUGUUUUUAGUUAUAGCAUCUUAAUUAAUGGAUAUUGUAUGGUCAAAAGGAUAGAUGAGGCCAAGCAGCUUUUUAAUGAAAUGAUUCAUCAAGGCUUAAUUCCAAACACUGUUAGUUACACUACUCUUAUUCAUGCCUUUUGCCAAUCAGGCAAGCUUAGGGAAGCACGAGAGCUUUUCAAGAAUAUGCACACUAAUGGAAACCUCCCAGAUUUAUGUACUUACUCUGUAUUGCUCGAAGGCCUUUGCAAACAAGGGUAUCUUGGUAAGGCAUUCAGACUGUUUCGAGCAAUGCAAGGUACAUACUUGAAGCCUAAUCUGGUGAUGUAUACCAUUUUGAUUGAUUCCAUGUGCAAAUCCGGGAAUCUUAACCAUGCAAGGAAACUAUUUUCAGAACUCUUUGUCCAAGGGUUGCAGCCUGAUGUUCAGAUCUACACAACAAUAAUAAAUGGACUUUGUAAAGAACGAUUGUUAGAUGAAGCAUUGGAAGCUUUCCGAAAGAUGGAGGAGGAUGGCUGCCCUCCUAAUGAAUUUUCUUAUAAUGUUAUUAUCAGAGGAUUUCUCCAGCACAAGGAUGAAUCAAGGGCAGUGCAACUUAUUGGUGAAAUGAGAGACAAAGGUUUCAUUGCAGAUGAGGGAACCACAGCUUGGUAGAAGAUCUGUUAUCAAAUGAAGACAAUCCUGUUCUGAAGAAGUAUCUAGGAUUACAUGAAGUUCGUUAAGGUGAAAAGUAGCCAGCAAAAAGAUGUUAUGCAAUUCGCCUACAAGAUGUUUACCAAGCAAGUCUCGUUAUGUGCUGGAGGCUCCCUCUGACAUCUGGGAUGCAUAGUUUUUGCAAUGCUUAUAGGGAAGCAGUUCGGGAUUUCAAUCCUGAAACCACCACAGAAGAACUUCUGAGAAAGAUUGCUCAUGAAUUGAUGAAAAUUCCUCCUGAUGUUUCCAAGGAUGCAAGAGAUGUCUAGUGAGGAAGCCUAUGUUCAGAUUGUCUGCUGAGAAGUUAUUAGAUCAUCCUCUUGUGUCUGGAUUUGAUAGCAGAGAAUUGGCAGACUUUUCAGAUGCAGAAGGGGCGGCGGACUCCACUGACAACGAAUUCAGUGCCUCAUCUUGUUCUGAAGAAUGGAGUUUCACAUAAGAAGAGGUCUUUUAUUCCUCUUGUUGAUCAGAUGACGCAGAAGGGUUGAUGCAAAUUCUUAUGAUCAAGAUGGCAGUAUUCAAGACAAAGACAAGCAGAAAGGGGUGAUAGAAUUUGACAAAGAUCAAGCUAGUUCCAGUAAAGGGAACCACUCUUUGCAGGCCAAACUUCCAAUCUUACACUUUGGCAAUAAGGAAAAAUUGGCAUCCAAUAAAUGAAGACAAUCUUGUAUCUUCCAGUGGCAGUUUUAACUAUAAUGGUCAUUGUUCUUAUCCUUAGCAGUUAUCUAUCAAUAACUGUCCAUUAUAACUCUAUUUAUUGUCGAAUAUUGUUUCUGGUAGGAUACUUUGUAAUGGAAAUCUACUUGUUAUUUGGAGUGAUUUCAAUAUGCUUUUGUAAACUAGGUGUACUUGGAAAUCAUUGUCUAGAGAAUUGGUUUCUUUUCUUUUUUCUGAU
Messenger RNA from Populus euphratica (Euphrates poplar), 2868 nucleotides. Its product is annotated as putative pentatricopeptide repeat-containing protein At1g12700, mitochondrial. Gene Ontology annotation, molecular function: mRNA binding; protein binding. The transcript is spliced from 2 exons. The coding region runs from base 177 to 1934 and encodes 585 amino acids. The record is from RefSeq and is a predicted model, not a curated record. Lineage: Eukaryota; Viridiplantae; Streptophyta; Magnoliopsida; Malpighiales; Salicaceae.